GAGCUAAUCAGACAGCUAAAUACCAGCUUGCAUAUUUAUAUAGGAUUACAUACACACACAUUUACAGUGUCUAAAACAGCCAAGAAGAGCUGUCUCAUCUGCAGUGCUUAGACUGGAAACCAAAUCUUGGAUUUUAAUAUUUUGGCGCUACAUUACAUCUUCGGGGACCAAUUUGAAGACAUUUGACAUUAAAACAGGAAUAUAACUCACAUUAUUUGAAAGAUGUUUCCCUGGUCGGUAGUGUUUUCCCUGGAGCCAAAGGUUCCUGGCCAGCGCACUCCAGAGGAGCUGGUGACCAAUACUUUGAUGCUGGAGCUGGGUGCCAUGGUGAAACGGACCGAGCGCAUCCGGCUGGAGAAGGCAGCAGAGACUCGCAAACGCCGCAACUCGUCCUCCGCAGACUACAGCUGGCUUGCCGGCCCUCAGCCGCACGUCCCGUACGAGCUCACGCCGGGAGACGUGCUGGACCUGCAGGACCUCUGCGCCCAGAUCCCACCUCAACAGUGCGGGCCGGUCAUUGUCAGGUUCAGGAAACUAGUGUCGGAGUUUGAGCCGGAGGUGCACGAGGUUCCCAAACUUUUCCGGAGCGUCCUAAAAAACUGCCUGGAUGAGCUUCAGGGAGACGCAGAGCUCGAGAAUAGGGUGAACCGCUGGGAAAAACAGCGCAGCAAGAGCCUCUCCUUCGUCACGUUCCGAUCCAAGUUCCGCACCCUGAACCGUGGGAAGGGAAGCUUUGGCGGUUCCCGCAACAACCUGCAAGAGGAAAACACAUGGUCUGAUGAAGACGAGGAAGUAGCCGAAGAGGUGACAACCGCCAUGCGCACCAGGAAAGGACGGAGCCUCAGCAUGCCAGAGAUCACCCCUCUUGAGCAGGCAGCCCAGAGCUGAAUGAGAAGACGAGAUGAAGAAAGACAGAAGAACGAUUUGAAAAGCUUGAAGGAAACAGCCUUCAAGGAAAAUCGGUGACGGAAAAGGAAGAAAAAAGUAGGAGGCAGAGAACAAGAAAAGAGGACAUCCUGAAAGACUAAAGCUUAUGCUUUCAGAUUAUAAGACAAACACUGUUAACUUGUUAAUCGAACCAAAGAACACUGGUAUAGGCAUAUGUAAGACGCCUAUUGCCUAGUCAUAUUUUAUUUUUUUUUUACCUCGUAAUGUGCUUAAAUAUUUUGAAUAUUUGGAUGUAAAUAUAAAUGUAAAUAUUUGGCAUAAAUGUGUAUAUUUUCACUGUGAGGGUGAAGCUCACAAAACCUGUAAAGAGUAUGUCCAGGUCAUAUUUCUGGAAAAUAAAAAAGGGGGAAUUUAUAAAAUAAGGGAAUCAAAAAAAAAAAUAAAAAAAUAAAUAAAUAAAUAAUAUUUUAUUGCAAAUACACAA
Messenger RNA from Labeo rohita (rohu), 1372 nucleotides. RefSeq names its product RD3 domain-containing protein. Bases 223 to 888 code for a protein of 221 amino acids. The transcript has 3 exons. The record is from RefSeq and is a predicted model, not a curated record. NCBI's taxonomy places the organism in Eukaryota, Metazoa, Chordata, Actinopteri, Cypriniformes, Cyprinidae.